This is a messenger RNA of Prorocentrum cordatum, 1475 nucleotides long. Lineage: Eukaryota; Dinophyceae; Prorocentrales; Prorocentraceae. The record is from the annotation of a GenBank genome assembly.
UGCUUUUGCGAGCAGUAGAGCGGGCGCGCUCGUGUAGAACAGUAGCCGUUUUGGCACAAGCCGUGUUCUGAAGUCUUCGUCGGAAGGACGAGCAGCAGAGCCCACGCACUGCACGGCCGAGAGCUCACGCAUGCCGCUGUCCUUGCUGACCCUGCCCAUCACCAGGCGCGGAUCCAAGUCGUCCUCCCUGUCGGACUCCUCCGCCGAGGGCCCCGCCUUCCGCAGCAGCAGCGCGAGCACGUCGGCCUCCGGCCGGGGCGGCCUCCGCAGCAUCACGGUGAAGAACACCUUCAUCGACGUGGCCUCGCCGUCGGACGGCGAGCGCUCCGAGGGUGUGACGCCCCGCGGGGCCCAGACGUGGAGCCUCGCGGACGUGCGCCGUGGGGCCAGGGCCAGGCUGCUGGAGCCUCAGGAGACCGCGCUCGCGGCGGCGGACGACGACUCCGCCCGCGGCGGCGGCGACGACGGCACGCCCUCGGAGGCACGCCUCCACGAGAGCACCCCGUGGGGCGACUCGCCCGUGGCGCGCGCCGCGGCCCGGCUCCCCGGGGAAGAGGCCGCCGGCGCGCAGCAGCGUGCCGAGGUCGUGCUGCAGGUCCCCCUGCGGGUGCACCCCGGACACCCGCUGGCCAGCCUGGCGUCGAGCGGCCUCGAGCUCGACGUGGCGUACGAGGGCGGCCAGGCCGUCAUCCGGCUGAGGCUCGGCGCGGGGCUGCCCGGCGAGGUCGCGCUGGCGUCUCCGCCGGCCGUGGUGCCAGCACGCGCGGCGGUCGCUGGCGGCCAGGCCUCGAGGGGCAGCGGCGCCGCGGCGCCGCCUCGCCCGCCGAAGCGCGCCAGCGCCACAGGCACUGGCGCGCCGCGAGCUGGUGAGAAGAGCAACAUGGUCUGCUGCCACUGGAAGAACAAGGGCUGGUGCAAGUUUCAGGACACCUGCAAGUUCCAGCACCCUGACCACAAGAGGGGCGUGGGCCUCGCUGCCGCCGCGAAGGCGGCGGCGCUGGCUCAGCAGCAGCAGCAGCAGCAGCAGCAGCAGCAGCAGCAGCAGCAGCAGCAGGCGGCGCCAAGCCCUGCCGCGCAGCCCGGCGCCGGGGAGGUUGGGUGGCGCUUCCAGCCAGCAGCAGCCGUCACCGCGCCCGCCUUUCUCACACCACCGCCCGCAGUCUCGCCAAGGCUCCCGGCAGCACCUCCGAUGGUGCGCGGGGUUGCCGCUACAGGAGUGGCCGUGCCUGCUCAGCCUUGCGCGGCCUUCUUCUUUCGGUGAUGUUGUCUUGAAUGAUGCGCGCAGUUUUUUUAUUGACAGUGACUCUGUCAUUUAGACUCUCCACCUCGCCCGUCUUUGCCUCAGCACCGUCCGUGGAUGCUUCGAGCAUGAGUCUCGUGAGCUCCGGGCAGCUCUGGUAUGACUGCGGGUGUUGAACGUUGCUUAUUGCGGAGGGCCUCACGGCUGGUGCCGCCGACUCUGAAUGGAGACGACG